AUGGUUUGGCAUCGACGGGGCUCAUCUUUACUCUUGUUGCUUUUCUCACGUAAUUCAGCUGCAGCAAAUUGGGCUCAGGUCAGUGGCGAAAAAUACACUAAUGCAGCCGUUAGUGAGAUCACGCCUUGGGCAAAUCGGCAUGGCCAUGCAGUAACCGCUCUGGACCUUAGUGACGACUAUGAACGAAGGACUGGGCAUAAGUCUAAGAUAUUUGUGCUAGGAGGUGAUUCGAACGUUCAAGGAAGACAAGACUUAAGAGCGUACCCAGGAGGUGGUGCCAUGCGCAACGACGUGUGGAGUACAACAGGACCGAGUUGGAAUGUUCAGGCCAAUAUCCUUAAGACAACAAAGUGGGGAGACCCUUUACCUCAAAUUGUGGCAAAUGUGACGUGGUUGCAGACAAAUAGUGGCAAGAGUCCACCUCGUGGUAUCUCGUACACUGACUGGAUUUCUUGUGCGUCUGCUGCUUGGGCUGUUAAUCCUCCUUCAGGAUGUGAUGACCCUACUCGACCCCCUGGCGCAUACUUAGCUGAUAAUAUGUUUUCACCUCGUCGAAACUUUAUCGCCUUAGCAUUUCACAGCGAGCUUUUUGUUUUUGGUGGUCGCGCUCGUGAACACAUUCCAGUUCCUCAGUCUCAAUUACGUGGUGGAACGGGACCAGAACCCAUGGCCCCAUACAACACUCGUUGGCUUGAAUAUGCUGUACUAAAAAACGAUGUAUGGCGUAGCAGUGAUGCUGGAUCGUCGUGGAAACUCGUGACACCCGGUUGUCCAUUUUCUCAGAUCGCGUCGGCACACCAAACAUUAAGAACAGAUCUUCAGUGUGAGGAUGACGAUCAGUGCGAAGGUGACGCAUCGUGUCAAGGCGACGAAUUUUCUGCAAAAAGAUUUUGUGUGUGCAACAUGUGGUCGCCGCGUGAAUUUCACGCUUUGGUUGUGAUGGACGAUGCUUUGUAUUUGUCUGGUGGGUACGCCCUUGUCGAAUCUGGAAAAUGUGGUGAUGAAGAAAGCCAUCGGCAACCACUCGGAGAAUUAUUUGCGUGCAGUGGAGGCUAUCGCGAAUAUUUGAAUGACAUAUGGAUGUCAACUGAUGGUCGACAUUGGAAAAUGCUUACACUACAUGCAGAGUUUUCUCCUCGCGGCGAACAUUCAAUGGUAUCAUUUCAUUCUCAACUUUAUAUUCUUGGUGGACGGACGGGUACUUCACAGACUGAAUCGGCGCAAACAGACCUGCUUAACGACGUCUGGGUAAGUAAAUCUGGGCUUGUGUGGAAUCGAGUAACCGAGGCAGCUCCAUGGUCACCCCGAGCUAAACAUGUCACCCUGGUGCAGCCAGCAGGUGCAUCCGAUCAAAAUUUGCCUUAUGAUCGAGAUGAGCAACUAGUUAUGAUGUUUGGAGAGGAUGCAGAGAGAACACUGGAAGAUGUUUGGACUUGGAAGGGAGGCGACACAAAUUGGAUCCAGGACUACUCAUCUGACACCCCCUUUGUCGAAUAUGUGAGACCUGAUAGCAAUGUAUCGGCUCUGCGAACAAUGGUGGACACGGAUGCUCGUGCUUUAAGUGCUGCAGGUUUACGUACAAUCCAAGACAUUACAUCUCUAUCGUUUGAUCAAACGAUUUCGUUGCGCAAGCUUAUGCCCAUAUGUGACUAUAUUGCGCUGGCAAAGCUUGUUGUCGAACAGUGCACAGUUGAAUCAUCACGAUUCGAAAAACAAAAAGGGUUUAAUAUUGCAGAGAAAGCAACGGCUGAUUUCACGAAUGUAGUCCAAGGUGAAACGGAUUGGGACGGUUGCACACAAAUUGGUGAAAAGAUAAGAGACGUAAAGACUGGUCAUCUUCGUUGGCCUGACGUCCGUGGAGUGGAUCAGGUUCAGGUCCUACGAGAUGUUUUUGUCGACGCUCAAGAUAGUAUUUGUCAGUGGAGACCUAAAGCACGAUCUGGUCAUGCCGGUAUAGUCUUCAAGCAGAAAAUCUUGAUUUUAGGGGGCUUAACAGCACCUGACUAUUAUGAGAACGAUGUUUGGUAUCGCGAUGCUCGUCGCCCGCGUACGCAGUUUACGUUAGUGCCAGCGAGUGGAAGCUCGGAUACGGAGUUUAAGUUUGAAAGUGACAAACCCUCAUGCAUUUUCGAGUAUCAUUUGCUUGACACAGUGGAACAGCUCGUUGUUCGUAACUGGACGCUUACGCUGGGUAAAGUGAGUUUUGAGAGCUGGUUGGGCUCAGGCACCUUUCGCAUGCGCGUUCGUGCUCGAGACCCUGCCGGCAAUGUGGAUGAGACGUUUGAGGAUGGCCGAAAUGAGCACACUUGGGUAUACGCGCGACCGUUGCCAUGGGGAUUGAUCAUUGGGCUGUUGUGUGCCGGGUUGGUCUUGAUGAUUGGGUUCAUAUUGGAAUGGCGAAAGCGCCGCAAACGCGCUGCUUUGGAGCGCUACGCCGUGAAGCGCAUGCGUCGCAAAUUGAAACCUAAAAAUGGUGCUGUCAGUAUUGCAAAGAAAAAUGAUCUGAUGUUGCGGAAGACCUUUGACGGUACAAAAGACAGCAAGAAAAAAAGUAAAUUAUCAACGAAGAAAACUUUGACGGUCAGCAACAGGAAGGACAAGACCAAAAGCAAGCCAAAAGACAAAGGUGUAGAAAAAGAUAUUGCAAUGGACAGAAUGGAAAAAGUUAAAAGAAAAAAGGACAAAUUUGAGACGAAUGGUGCUACAAAAGCAGAGAAAUCAAAGUCUAAGAAAAUCUGA
Molecule: messenger RNA, 2739 nt
Organism: Plasmopara halstedii
Lineage: Eukaryota; Oomycota; Peronosporomycetes; Peronosporales; Peronosporaceae
Product: Kelch-type beta propeller
Exons: 1
Coding region: 1-2739 (912 amino acids)
Molecular function (GO): protein binding
Source: RefSeq, a predicted model, not a curated record